Odobenus rosmarus divergens (Pacific walrus) is the source of this 2442-nucleotide messenger RNA. It is a transcript of the gene HSPA12B, whose product is annotated as heat shock 70kD protein 12B. Bases 32 to 2074 code for a protein of 680 amino acids. Lineage: Eukaryota; Metazoa; Chordata; Mammalia; Carnivora; Odobenidae. The transcript is spliced from 13 exons. The record is from RefSeq and is a predicted model, not a curated record.
UCGGGAGGGCGGAGUCACAGGGCCUGCAAAGAUGCUGGCUGUCCCGGACAUGGGCCUGCAGGGGCUGUACAUCGGCUCCAGCCCCGAGCGGUCCCCUGUGCCCAGCCCACCUGGCUCCCCAAGAACCCAGGAAAGUUGUGGCAUUGCCCCACUCACACCCUCGCAGUCUCCAAAGCCCGAGGCCCGGGCCCCCCAGCAUGCUCCCUUCUCCGUGGUGGUGGCCAUCGACUUUGGCACCACCUCCAGUGGCUAUGCCUUCAGCUUUGCCAGUGAUCCUGAAGCCAUCCACAUGAUGAGGAAAUGGGAGGGCGGGGACCCAGGAGUGGCCCACCAGAAGACCCCCACCUGCCUGCUUUUGACCCCGGAGGGCGCCUUUCACAGUUUUGGCUACACCGCCCGCGAUUACUACCACGAUCUGGAUCCUGAGGAGGCGCGGGACUGGCUCUACUUCGAGAAGUUCAAGAUGAAGAUCCACAGCGCCACUGAUCUCACCCUGAAGACCCAGCUAGAGGCUGUAAAUGGAAAGAAAAUGCCUGCCCUGGAGGUGUUCGCCCAUGCCCUGCGCUUCUUCAAGGAGCAUGCCCUUCAGGAGCUGAGGGAGCAGUGCCCAUCGCUGCCAGAGAAGGACACUGUGCGCUGGGUGUUGACGGUGCCCGCCAUCUGGAAACAGCCUGCCAAGCAGUUCAUGCGUGAGGCUGCCUACUUGGCUGGCCUGGUGUCCAGGGAGGAUGCAGAGCAACUCCUCAUCGCCCUGGAGCCAGAGGCUGCCUCUGUCUACUGCCGCAAGCUGCGUCUACACCAGCUCUUGGACCUAAGCAGCCGGGCUCCAGGCAGUGGACGCCUGGGUGAGCGCCGCUCCAUCGAUUCCAGCUUCCGGCAGGCCCGCGAGCAGCUGCGCCGGUCCCGCCACAGCCGCACGUUCCUGGUGGAGUCUGGCGUCGGAGAGCUGUGGGCAGAGAUGCAAGCAGGAGACCGCUACGUGGUGGCAGACUGCGGAGGAGGCACUGUGGACCUGACCGUGCACCAGCUGGAGCAGCCACAUGGCACCCUCAAGGAACUGUACAAGGCAUCUGGCGGCCCCUAUGGCGCGGUGGGCGUGGACCUGGCCUUUGAGCAGCUGCUGGGCCGCAUCUUCGGCGAGGACUUCAUCACCACCUUCAAAAGGCAAAGGCCGGCAGCCUGGGUGGAUCUGACCAUCGCCUUCGAGGCCCGCAAACGCACGGCGGGCCCGCACCGCGCAGGGGCGCUCAACAUCUCGCUGCCUUUCUCCUUCAUCGACUUCUACCGUAAACAGCGAGGCCACAACGUGGAGACAGCCCUGCGCCGGAGCAGCGUGAACUUCGUGAAGUGGUCCUCGCAGGGGAUGCUCAGGAUGUCUUGCGAGGCCAUGAACGAGCUCUUUCAGCCCACGGUCAGUGGGAUCAUCCAGCACAUAGAGGCGCUUCUGGCGCGGCCCGAGGUGCAGGGCGUGAAGCUGCUCUUCCUGGUGGGCGGCUUUGCGGAGUCGGCCGUGCUGCAGCACGCGGUGCAGGCGGCGCUGGGCGCCCGCGGCCUGCGCGUGGUCGUCCCGCACGACGUGGGCCUCACCAUCCUCAAGGGCGCGGUGCUGUUCGGGCAGGCGCCGGGCGUGGUGCGCGUGCGCCGCUCGCCGCUCACCUACGGCGUGGGCGUGCUCAACCGCUUCGUGGCCGGGCGCCACCCGCCCGAGAAACUGCUGGUCCGCGACGGCCGCCGCUGGUGCACCGACGUCUUCGAGCGCUUCGUGGCCGCCGAGCAGUCGGUGGCCCUGGGCGAGGAGGUGCGGCGCAGCUACUGCCCGGCGCGGCCGGGCCAGCGGCGCGUGCUCAUCAACCUGUACUGCUGCGCCGCCGAGGACGCGCGCUUCAUCACCGACCCGGGCGUGCGCAAGUGCGGCGCGCUCAGCCUCGAGCUGGAGCCCUCCGACGGCGCGUCCCCCGGCCGCCGCGAGAUCCGCGCCGCCAUGCAGUUUGGCGACACCGAGAUCAAGGUCACCGCCGUCGACGUCAGCACCAAUCGCUCCGUGCGCGCCGCCAUUGACUUUCUUUCCCACUGAGGGCGCGGGCGCCGUGCCAGCCCCAUCCCCGCCCCGUGCCAGGCCCCGCCCUGUUGCGGUCAGGGCGGGGGGGAGUCUGGGGCUCCGGCUCGCGUGGACAGAGCUGCUGGUUCUGAAGUCAGCCCUUCUUCCCCCGCCCUCCUGUCUGGGGAGAUGAGGUCGCAGGAUGGGUAGGGACAAACUCUCGCUUUGGAAUUGGGCCCGGGUCGGCUGACUGGAAGGCCGAAGAGCCCUGCCAAGGGCUGAGAUCAAAGAGUCAGAAGAGGUUUGUAAGACGGUGCGCCCACAGGGGGCACGUGACCCCGAAGGCAGAAUGCGCCAGAAGCCCAAGCCCUGGCCUGAACUGGGGGGGGGGGGGCGGUGGGAAG